Callithrix jacchus (white-tufted-ear marmoset) is the source of this 12844-nucleotide messenger RNA. RefSeq names its product histone cell cycle regulator (gene HIRA). Gene Ontology annotation, molecular function: protein binding; nucleosome binding. The record is from RefSeq and is a predicted model, not a curated record. Gene Ontology annotation, biological process: regulation of DNA-templated transcription; DNA-templated transcription; chromatin remodeling. Lineage: Eukaryota; Metazoa; Chordata; Mammalia; Primates; Cebidae. Gene Ontology annotation, cellular component: nucleus; HIR complex; chromatin.
GGCGGGCGGCGCGGGAGGAAGCGGCGGCGUUGGCUCCAUGGCCCGGGCGCGCUGAGGGACCCGGCUCUCGCCUCAGCCCGGCGGCGGCGGCGGCGGCCGAACAAUGAAGCUCCUGAAGCCGACCUGGGUCAACCACAAUGGCAAGCCUAUUUUUUCAGUUGAUAUUCACCCUGACGGGACCAAGUUUGCAACUGGAGGACAAGGGCAGGAUUCUGGGAAGGUUGUGAUCUGGAAUAUGUCUCCAGUCCUCCAGGAGGAUGAUGAGAAGGAUGAAAAUAUUCCCAAGAUGCUUUGCCAGAUGGACAAUCACUUAGCAUGUGUGAACUGUGUGCGGUGGUCAAACAGUGGGAUGUAUUUAGCUUCUGGGGGAGAUGACAAACUGAUUAUGGUGUGGAAGCGGGCUACGUACAUCGGCCCCAGCACUGUGUUCGGCUCCAGUGGUAAGCUUGCCAAUGUGGAGCAGUGGCGGUGUGUCUCCAUCCUCCGGAAUCAUUCAGGCGAUGUGAUGGAUGUAGCAUGGUCUCCCCAUGACGCCUGGCUAGCCUCGUGCAGUGUGGAUAACACCGUCGUCAUCUGGAAUGCUGUCAAGUUCCCAGAAAUUCUAGCUACUCUGAGAGGUCAUUCUGGCUUGGUCAAAGGGUUGACGUGGGACCCUGUUGGUAAAUACAUAGCCUCUCAAGCUGAUGACCGCAGCCUAAAGGUGUGGAGGACACUAGAUUGGCAGCUGGAGACCAGCAUCACCAAGCCUUUUGAUGAGUGUGGAGGAACGACACAUGUGUUGCGGCUCAGCUGGUCACCUGAUGGGCAUUACCUGGUAUCUGCCCAUGCCAUGAACAAUUCAGGCCCCACUGCCCAGAUCAUUGAACGGGAGGGAUGGAAGACCAACAUGGACUUUGUAGGGCACCGGAAAGCUGUGACUGUCGUGAAAUUCAACCCAAAAAUCUUCAAAAAGAAGCAGAAGAAUGGGAGUUCUACGAAGCCCAGCUGCCCAUACUGCUGCUGUGCUGUUGGCAGCAAGGACCGCUCGCUUUCUGUCUGGCUCACAUGUCUGAAACGGCCACUGGUAGUCAUCCAUGAACUGUUUGACAAAUCCAUCAUGGACAUUUCCUGGACUCUGAAUGGGCUUGGCAUCUUGGUGUGCUCCAUGGAUGGCUCUGUGGCAUUCCUUGACUUCUCCCAGGAUGAGCUUGGAGAUCCCUUAAGCGAGGAGGAGAAGAGCCGCAUUCACCAGUCCACCUAUGGCAAGAGCCUGGCCAUCAUGACUGAGGCCCAGCUCUCCACAGCCGUCAUUGAGAACCCUGAGAUGCUCAAGUACCAGCGGAGACAGCAGCAGCAGCAGCUGGAGCAGAAAAGUGCCUCGACCAGGGAGACAGGCUCAGCCACCUCAGUUGCAGGUGUCGUCAAUGGGGAGAGUCUUGAAGAUAUUAGGAAGGAAAUCCUAGAUGCUAAGAAUAGUGGAUUUCAGGCUCUGACCUUAAGAGACUUCUGUGGGCUCCCCUUCUUCAUCUGGAAGCCAUGUUUCAUGAAAAGGGAUUGGAAAAGGAAUCUUUUGAAGAAGCAAGUUGAGACUCGGACGGCAGAUGGUCGAAGAAGAAUCACACCUCUCUGCAUAGCACAGCUGGACACUGGGGACUUCUCCACGGCAUUCUUUAACAGCAUCCCCCUCUCGGGCUCCUUGGCGGGCACCAUGCUCUCUUCUCAUAGCAGUCCACAGCUACUGCCACUGGACUCCAGUACCCCUAACUCCUUCGGCGCCUCGAAGCCUUGUACAGAGCCUGUGGUGGCUGCCAGUGCCAGACCUGCAGGCGAUUCUGUCAAUAAGGACAGUAUGAAUGCUACCUCUACUCCUGCUGCAUUGUCACCUUCUGUGUUAACGACCCCGUCCAAGAUUGAACCCAUGAAAGCAUUUGACUCCCGGUUCACAGAGCGAUCCAAAGCCACGCCAGGCGCUCCUGCCCUGACCAGCGUGACCCCAACAGCCAUGGAAAGGUUAAAAGAGCAGAACCUUGUGAAAGAGCUGAGGCCGCGAGACCUCCUGGAGAGCAGCAGUGACAGUGAUGAGAAGGUCCCUUUGACUAAGCCUUCCUCACUGUCCAAGCGAAAACUUGAGCUUGAGGUAGAGACAGUAGAGAAGAAGAAGAAAGGGCGGCCUCGGAAGGACUCUCGUCUCAUGCCUGUGUCUCUGUCUGUCCAGUCUCCAGCUACCCUAACUGCAGAAAAGGAGGCCAUGUGUCUGUCUGCACCAGCACUUGCACUGAAGCUGCCAAUUCCAGGCCCUCAGAGAGCAUUCACCCUCCAGGUCAGCUCUGAUCCCUCCAUGUACAUUGAGGUGGAGAAUGAAGUGACAGUGGUGGGGGGCGUGAAGCUGAGCCGCCUGAAGUGCAACCGGGAAGGGAAGGAGUGGGAGACAGUGCUCACCAGCCGGAUCCUCACUGCUGCAGGCAGCUGUGACGUGGUGUGUGUCGCCUGUGAAAAAAGGAUGCUGUCAGUGUUCUCCACCUGUGGUCGCCGUCUCCUCUCUCCCAUCCUCCUGCCGUCCCCGAUCUCUACUUUGCAUUGCACAGGCUCCUACGUCAUGGCGCUCACCGCUGCAGCCACACUGUCCGUCUGGGAUGUUCAUAGACAGGUGGUUGUGGUGAAAGAAGAGUCUCUACACUCCAUCUUGGCAGGAAGUGAUAUGACAGUAUCACAGAUCUUGUUGACGCAGCAUGGAAUCCCAGUAAUGAACUUGUCCGAUGGGAAGGCGUACUGCUUUAAUCCGUCACUUUCUACAUGGAACCUGGUUUCUGACAAGCAGGACUCACUGGCUCAGUGUGCAGACUUUAGGAGCAGCCUGCCAUCCCAGGACGCCAUGCUGUGCUCAGGACCGUUAGCCAUAAUCCAGGGCCGCACCUCCAACUCGGGAAGGCAGGCUGCCCGGCUCUUCUCCGUGCCUCAUGUGGUGCAGCAAGAAACCACCCUGGCCUACCUAGAGAACCAGGUGGCAGCAGCACUCACCCUGCAGUCCAGCCACGAGUACCGCCAUUGGCUCCUCCUCUACGCACGGUACCUUGUAAAUGAAGGGUUUGAAUACCGACUUCGAGAAAUAUGCAAGGACUUACUGGGUCCGGUUCACUACUCCACUGGAAGCCAGUGGGAGUCAACAGUAGUGGGUCUGCGGAAGAGGGAGCUGCUGAAGGAGCUGCUGCCAGUCAUCGGGCAGAACCUCCGAUUCCAGCGCCUCUUCACGGAGUGUCAGGAACAGCUCGACAUCCUGAGGGACAAGUAGACUGCCCCAGCCUGCCCUGGCUGCAGCAAGGGCAGGGCCACACUCUUGCCACUGAUGACACGCAGGGCCUCCUCUCACCUGGCCAGGCUGCAGAGGAAGAAGACACUGGCAGGAGAUGUGCUGUCCUACACCAGCGCCAGCCCAGCUCUCUGGGCAGAUGUGCCCUGUGUCCUGGGCCUGACGUUGCCUCUGGAAGGGGAAGCUCGUCCCUCCCUCCAGGUCCCCUAUGCGGAGCUGGGGCUGGAGCUCUGCCCAGGUGCCCUGGGGCCAGCAAGGCAUUUCCAGGUCUGCUGUCUCCAGCACGGCCCCAAGGUGGACACUAGCCCCUGCUGCUGCAGGCGCAGUGCUGCUUCAGCAGUGAUGAUUGAGCCAUUUGUGAGAGAGAAUCUGAAAGCGUUAGGUAUUAUGCAGUCAGCAGACUGACCUGAGACCUAUGUAAAAGGAAAGCUGUUCCAACACAUGGACUAUUUUUGUACUAGAAUUUGCUAACUUGUAAUAUGGAAUUUCCUUUGGCCGAUAAUCAGGAUUUCCCUAUAAGUCACUUGGACAUUGGUCACUUGUAGGAAAUUUAAACUCUAAUUAUGACAGCUACACUGAAAAAUAAUUGUACUGAAAUUAACUUGUCUAUCUUCAUUUGGUUUUAAUUUUUAAAUGUUUGUAAAAAGAGACUGUUUUGGGGGAAUGGGGCAAAGGGGUGGGCAAUUUCUUUUGUAAGUGUAAAAUAAAUGAACACGCAUUGGAUACCAAACCCUCCUGAUUUCUGUUGCCUUUCCUUCUUUCAUCCUCCCCACACUGUGCAUCUCUCUCCUGAAGUAGGCAGUGACAGAACAUGAGAGCCAGAAGGCAUCUUUUGUGUCAUCUGAUUCCCCCGUCAUGGUUAAUACUGAGUGUUGACUUGUUUGGAUUGAAGAAUGCAAUAUUGAUCCUGGGUGUCUAUGAGGGUGUUGCCAAAGGAGAUUAACAUUUGAGUCAGUAGGGCUGGGGAAGGCAGACCCACCCUUAAUUGGGUGGGUGCCAUCUAAUCAGCCAGCAAAUAUAAAACAGGCAGAAAAACACGAAGAGACGAGACAUGACUAGUCUGCCAGCCUACAUCUUCCUCCCGUGCUGGAUGCUUCCUGCCCUUGAACAUCAGACUCCCAAGUUCUUCAGUUUUGGGACUUGGACUGGCUUUCCUUGCUCCUCAGCUUGCAGACAGUAUAUUGUGGGAUCUUGUGAUCAUGUAAGUUAAUACUUUAUAAACUAUAUAUCCUACUCAUUCUGUCCCUGUAGAGAACCCUAAUAUACCCCCCAUGCAGAAAUUCAUUUCACAGUAUAGAGGGGUCACUUCUGUGGUCAUGCAGCAUCAUAUGUCACUUUGCACACAUGAUCUCCCAAGUGAGGUGUCAUGGUUCUUGGUUCUGGUCUUGCUAUGCUCCAGGUCCAGAUCAUACUGUGCACCAAUGGCUGCAGCUGACUGGACAAUUUCAUGAAAGGAAAUCAGUAUAUACAGUCUUGGGUAUACUGGAGAAUUAUCGGGAAAGUUGCAAUAUUCUUAGAAAGUGGUCCAGACGUUGAUCUACAGGAGAAGAGAUAGAAUCACAGAAUCUUGAAGCACAGUGAGGGAUGAGCACCACCCAUUCCUGGGUUCUGAUCUUUGUCAUCAUCACCCUGUGUGUGGAAGGAGCCCUGGACUUGGAAUCAGAGGCCUGGGCAACUGAUCACUGAUCUCUGGCUGCUUCCCCACCUAGCAGCCAUUCCACUCCAUGCCUCCCUCAGAUGUCAGGUGGCUGGAUGAGACCCAGGGAUGUGUGCAUGCCAAACAAAGCCAGCACAUUGUGUUUGUGUGCAUGCAUUGACAGAGCAAGACUGUCUCAAAAAAAGUUAUGACUCAGAACUCAAGAGCAAAUACAACAAAAAAGUAGACAAAUUAGACAAACUAAAAAGCUUCCAUACAGCAAAAGAAAUAACAGAGUAACAACACACGUCUAUUUGAAUGGCUUACAUUUUUUAAAAAGACAAUAAUGAAUAUUAGUGAGGAUGUGGAGCAACUGGAACUCUUGCAUUGCUGGUAGCUAGAGUAGUUACUUUGACAAACAGUGUGAUAGUUCCUCAUAGAAUUAAACAUACACUUGCCGUAUAACCUACGUACUCUAUUCCUAAGGCUGUUGGUUUUUCUUGCUGAGAUAGAGUACAUUUUCCUCAGAGAAGGAUGGCUCAGGCCGGGCGUGGUGGCUCACGCCUGUCAUCCCAGCACUUUGGGAAGCCAAGGCGGGUGGAUCACUUGAGGCUAGGAGUUCAGGAACAGCCUGACCAACAUGGUGAAACCCUGCCUCUACUAAAAAUAAUUUUUAAAAAAAUAGCCAGGCGUGGUGGCAGAUGCCUGUAGUCCUAGCUACUCAGGAGGCUGAAGCAGAAGAAUUGCUUGACUCCAGGAGGCAGAAGUUGCAGUGAGCCGAGACCAUGCCAUUGCACUCUAGCCUGGGCAACAGAGCAAGACUCUGUCUCAAAUAAAAAAAAAAAAAAAAGGAUGGCUCAUGCUUAUGAUGCACUUAAAAAAACACAGCUUUACUGAAAUAAUUAACAGCAUGCAGUUUACACUUUAAUGGUUUUCAGUGUAGUUACGUCAUAUGUGCAGCCAUCACCACAGCCAUUAUUAGAAUCUUUUCAUCACCUCAAAAAGAAACCCCACACACUUUAUCAUGCCCUGUCCCCUGAUUCCCAUUAUUCUGAAGCAACCACCAAUCUGCUUUCCAUUUCUACAGAUUUGCUUAUUCAGAACAUUUCAUAGAAAUGGAAUCACAGAAUAUUGCUAUUUUGUCUGGCUGCUUUCACUUAGCAUAAUUAUUUUCAAGGUUCAUCCAUGUUGUAGCUGGUACUAUUCCACUUCUUUUUAUGACCAAAUAAUAUUCCGUUGUAUGCAUCAUUUUGUUUACCUGUUCUUCUGUUUAUGGACAUUUGGAUUGUUUCCACCUUUUGAGAAUUAUGCAUAAUGGUACUAUAAACAUUUGUGUGUAAGUUUUUAUGUGGAAAUGUGUUUUCAUUUAUCUUGGAUAUGUAAUAUAUAGGCUUAGGAGUGGAAUUGCUCAGUCCUAUGAUGACUCUAUGACUCAUAUGACUGAGCCGUAUGAUAACUGUUUAUCAAACUGUCAUUCUGCCUUCCAGUAUGGCUGCUCCAUUUUAUAUUUAUAUCACCAGUGUAUGAGGUUUCCAAUUUUCCCACAUCUUUGCCAACACUUCCUAUUGCCAAGUAUGUGUGUAUGCAUGUUUAUAUUUUUUUAUGAAGAAGAGGGUCUUGCUGUUGCCCAUGCUUGCCUUGAACUCCUGUGCUCAAGCAAUCCUCCUGCCUUGGCCUCCCAAAGCACUGGGAUUACAGCUGUGAGCCACCACAUCCAGGCUAUCAGGUUGUUUUAAAUAAAGGCAUCAUAGUGUGUAUAAAGCGAUGUCUGAGAGUGGUUUGAUUUGUAUUUCCCUAGUGACUGAAUAUGUUGAGCAACCUCUCAUGUGCUUAUUAGUCACUUGUGUGUCUUAUAUGAAGAAAUGUCUAUUUGGAUCCUUUGCCAACUUUUAAAUUGGAUUGUCUUUAUCAUUGAGUUUGUGAGAGUUUUUAUCAUUCUACAUAAAAAUAUUCCUUAUCAGCUGGGUGCCAUGGCUCGUGCCUGUAAUCUCAACACUUUGGGAGGCCAACGCAGGAGGAUCACUUGAGCCCAGGGGUUUGAGACUAGCCUGGACAACAUAAUGGGACCCCAUCUCUAUAAAAAAAUGAAUUAUCCAGCAUGGUGGUGGAGGCUAAGCAGGGUGGAUCACUUGAGCCUGGGAGGUUGAGGCUGCAGUGAACCAUGAUGGCACCACUGUACUUCAUCCUGGGUGACAGACAGACCCUAUCUGAAUGUUUUCUUUUGUUGCUCCCACUGUUGGUCUCACAUUUAAGAAAUCACUUGGCCGGGCACGGUAGCUCAAGCCUGUAAUCCCAGCACUUUGGGAGGCAGAGGCGGGUGGAUCACAAGGUCAAGCGAUCAAGACCAUCCUGAUCAACAUGGUGAAACCCUGUCUCUACUAAAAAAAUACAAAAAAUUAGCUGGGCAUGGUGGCGUGUGUCUGUAAUCCCAGCUACUCAGGAGGCUGAGGCAGGAGAACUGCCUGAACCCAGAAGGCGGAGGUUGCGGUGAGCCGAGAUCACGCCAUUGCACUCCAGCCUGGGUAACAAGGGUGAAACUCUGUCUCUAAAAAAAAAAAAAAAGAAAUCACUACCACAUCCAAGUUGAUACAAAUUCACCCUUAGGUUUCUAUUAGGAGUUUGAUAAUGUUAGCUUUUACAUUGAGAACACAGGUUCAUUAAGGUUUUGUAUGUGAUGUGAAGAGUUCAACGUCAUUAUUUUGCGUGUGGCCAUCCGGAUGUCCCAGCAUCAUUUGUUGAAAGACUAUUUUUACCCCAUUGAAUGGGCUUGGCACCCUUCUUGAAAAUCAGGAGACCACAGACACAUGGGUUGUUUCUGGACUCUCAGUUGUAUUCUAUUGAAAUAUAUGUCUGUGGCACACUGUCUUGAUUACUGUUGCUUUAUAGAAAGUUUUGAAAUAAGGAAGUGUGAGUCCUCCAACCAAGUUGUUAUUUUCAAGGUUGUUUUUGCUAUUCUGGGGCCUCUAAGUCUCCUUACAAAUUUUAGGAUUAAUUUGUCAAUUUCUGUAAAGGAAUCUGUAAUUCUAGGGGCUGUGAUAAUCUAUAAUCUGGGGAGUAUUGCUAUCUUAUUAACAGGUCUUCCAAUCAAUGAACAUAAACAUCUAUCCAUUUAGUUAGGUUUUCUCUAAUUUCUUUCAACAAUGUUUUGAAGUUUCCAGAACAUGUUUUGUAGUUCUUUUGUAAAAUCCAUUCCCAUGUAUCUUAUUCUUUUAGAGGCUAUUCUAAGUGGAAGUGUUUUAUUUUUUCAAAAGAUAAGAAUGUUGCUAUGUUGCCCAGGCUACUCUCGAACUCCUGAGCUCAAGCAAUCCUCCUGCCUCAGCCUCUUGAAUAGCUGGGACUACAGGUGCACACAUCACACCUGGUUAAGGAAAUGUUUUUUAAAUUUCACUUCCAGAUCAUUCAUUACAAGUUUAUAAAAAUACAUUGAUUUUUGUAUAUUAAUCUUGUAUCCUGCAAUCUUACUGAACUCAUUUAUUAGUUCUAGUAGUUUUUUCCUGGACUCAAGAAUUUUCUUUAUACAAGAUCAUGUCAUCUUUGAAUAGAGAUAGUAUUACUUAUUUUCUUUUCUGGAUGCCUUUUCUUUUUCUUGCCUAAUUGCUCUGGCCAAAACCUCUAGUACAAUAUGAAAUACAAGUGCUAAGAGUGGGCAUUCUUGUCUUAAUACUGAUUUCAGGAGGAAAGCAUCCAGUCUUUCACCAUUAAGUAUUAUACUAAUUAUGGGCUUUUCACAGAUGACCUUUAUCAGGUUGAGGAAAUUCCCCUCUAAUUCUACUUAAUUAUUAUUAUUAUUUUUUUAGAUGGUGUCUCUCUCUGUCACUCAAGCUGGAGUGCAAUGAUCCUAUCUUGGCUCACUUGCAACCUCUGUCUCCCGAGUUCAAGCAGUUCUCCUGCCUCAGCCUCCCGAAUAGUUGGGAUUACAGUGCCCACCACCAAGCCUGGCUAAUUUUUUGUAUUUUUUAGUAGAGAUGGGGUGUCAUCAUGUUGGCCAGGCUGGUCUUGAACUUCGAACCCCGGUGAUCCACGUGCCUUGGCCUCCCAAAGUGCUGGGAUUACAGGCAUGAGCCACCACGCCCAGUCUUGUUCAUUUCAUCUAAGCUACAAUUGUUGAUAGUAUUUCUCCUUUUUUUAACCCUGAUUCUCUACAUAUAAUUUUUAACCCUCAUUCUCCACAUAUUUCUUUUGUUUUAAUUUUUUUCAUAAUAUUUCUUUAUAAUCCUUUCUUUUUUUUUUUAAGAUUGGUUGCCCAGGCUGGCCUUUUAACUCCUGGCCUCAAGCAAUCCUCCUACCUCAUCAUCCCCAGUAGCUGGAACUACAGGUGUGCUCCACCAUACCCAGCUAUUACCCUUUUCAUUUCUGUAAGGUGGAUAGUAACGUCCUCUCUUUCACACCUGAUCUAAUAAUUUUAGUUUUCUCUCAUUUGCUUGGCCAAUAUAGCAAGGUUUGUCAAUUUUGUUGAUCUUUUCAAAUAGCCAGCUUUUGGUUUCCUUUCUGUAUUGUUUUCCUAUUUUCUAUUUCCUUCCUUCCUCUGCUGGCUUUAGGUGUAGUUUGGCCUUCAUUUUCAGUGUCUUAAGUAGAAGGUUACAUGAUUAAAGCUAUAAAUUCCCUCUGAGCACUGCCUUAGCAGGAUCCCAUGAGUUUUGGUAUAUUGUGUUUUCAUUUGUAUUUAUCUCAAACUAUUUUCUUUUCUGUUCAUUCAUUCAUUCAUUCAUUUAUUGAGACGGAGUUCUGCUCUGUCACUCAGGCUGUAGUGCAGUGGUAUCAUCUCAGCUCACCUCUGCCUCUCUGGCUCAAGCAAUUCUCCUGCCCCAGCCUCUCAAGUAGCUGGGAUUACAGGCAUAUGCCACGGCCUGGCUAAUUUUUUUUUUUUUUUUUUUUAGAUAAAGUUUUGAUCUUUUUUUGCCCAGGCAGGAGUGCAAUGGCUCAAUCUUGGCUCACUGCAACCUCCUCCUGGGUUCAAGUGAUUCUCCUGCCUCAGCCUCCUGAGUAGCUGGGAUUACAGACGUGCACCACCACACCCAGCUAAUUUUGUAUUUUUAAUAGAGACAGGGUUUCACCAUGUUGGUCAGACUGGUCUCGAACUCCCGACCACAGGUGAUCCACCUGCCUUGGCCUCCCAAAAUGCUAGGAUUACAAGUGUGAGCCACUGCGCCCGGCCACACAAAGUAUUUCCUAAUUUCCCUUUUAUUUUCUUCUUUGACCCAUUGGUCAUUUAGAGUGUGCUGUUAAAUUUCCACACCUUUGUGAAUUUCCCAACUUUCCAACUUUUCUUCUGUUAUUGAUCUAAUUGUAUUCCAUCGUGUUUUAAAAAAUACUUUGUAUUAUUUUUACCCUUUACAUUUACUGAGGUUUGAUUUACAGCUUGGCAUAUGCUGUACCCUGGAGAAUGUUCCACAUCAACUUGAGAAAAUGUGUAUUCUACUUAAGCAGAGCUGUGUUACUCACAUAUGGCCACGCCACUUGCCUUUCACCAUUUCACUUUCUUAACCCAUGCUAACCACCAAUCUGUUUUCCACUUCCGUAAUUUUCUCAUUUCAACAAUGUUAAUGUUAAUGCCAUGCCUACCUAACCUACUGAAAUUUUCUUUUUCACUCAGGAUAAUUAUCUGGAGUUAAUUCAAGUUGUUGUGUGUAUUAUUACUUCACUAUUUUUUAUUUAUUUAUUGCUAAUGAGUAUUUCAUGGGUUUCUGCACUGUUUAUUUAACCAUUCAUCUACUCAGGACAUCAGGGCUAAUUUCAGUUUUCUGUGAUUACAGUUAAACCCUGAAAUUAAAAUUUUUGUUUGAACAUAAGCAUUUGAUUUUGUGGAAUAAAUUUCCAAGAGGGCAAUUACUGGGGUCUUAUGUGGAGUUUUCUCAAGAUGACAAAGUAUUUUCCACAAAGCUGUACCAUUUUACAUUCCAGCAAUGGAUGAGUGACCAAGUUUUUCCACAUGCUCAUCAGCAUUUGUUGUCACUAUUAAUUUUAGCCAUCUUGACAGGUGUAAUUUUAGUUGGCAUUUUUGUAAUACCUAAUGAUGCUCAGCAUCUUUUCAUGUGCUUAUUUGCAAUUCAUAAAUCUUCAAUGAAAUAUAAUAAUUUUCAUGUCUUCUCUCCCUUUUUCUGAGACAGUCUCACUCUGUCACCCAGACAGGAGUGCAGUGGUGCAACCACAGCUCACUGCAGCCUUGACCCGCCCCCCAAGCUCAAGCAAUCCUCCCAGUACAGCCUUCUAAGUACUAGGACUACAGGUAGGCACAACCAUGUCUGGCCAAUUUAAAUUUUUUGUUUUUGUAGAGACAGGAUCUCACUGUGUUGCCUACGCUAGUCUCGAACCCUUGAACUCAAGUGAUCCUCCUGCCUCAGUCUUCCAAAAUGUUAGGAUUACAGACGUGAGCCACGAUGCCAAGCUUGUUAUGUCUUCUCAAAGUAUAGAUCCCUUUGUCACAGGGAUCAUGCUCCUUUUGACCAUAGAGUAGUUCUAUAAACUGUAUUUUUGGUUUCUACAAGUGGCAUCACGAACCUGCUGAAUUCCAGGCUAGAAUCCAGCUUCAGCAACUUCUUGUCUCUAUCACCCUUCAGUCAGAGUGUGAUGCUUUCCCCAACAUAUCUGCAGAUGAGUCCUAUUCUUUACUUAUGAAAGAACCAGUGGCUGUCCUUAAGGCCAACAGAGUUUGGGGAGCAAACAGAGUUUGGUUUGCCAGUUAAUUUAUCAAGAUUCUUAAGGGAUUUUCACCAUCAGUGGAUCCACCAUUAUUGAUUCUCCAAGGUUUUCUCAUAGAGGAAUUUCAAUUGAUGCAUCCAGACACUAUCUGCCAGUUAAGAUUCUUCUUAAAACUCUGGACGCCAUGGCUUUGAAUAAGUUUAAUGUGUUCACUGGCACAUAGUUGAUGACCAGUCUUUCCCCUAUCAGAGCAUUGCUUUUCCUGAGUUAAGCAAUAAAGAAAGCUAUUCUUUAUCUCCGGGUUAUACACCAAAUGAUGUCCAUACAGUGAUUGAAUAUGCCAGAUUAUGAGGAAUUCCAGUCCUGCCAGAAUUUGAAACCCCUGGACAUACGCUAUCUUGGGGAAAAUGUCAGAAAGACCUCCUGACUCCAUGUUAGAGUAGAAAAAACAAGUUGGUCUCCUUUGGACCUAUAAACCCUACUCUGAAUACAACAUGCAGCUUCCUUACUGCAUUUUUUGAAGAAAUUAGUGAGGCGUUUCCAAAUCAAUUCAUUCAUUUGGAAGGAGAUGAAGUGGAAUUUAAGUGUUGGGAAUCAAAUCCAAAAAUUCAAGAUUUCCUGAGGCAAAAAGGCCUUGGCCAGAUUUUAAAAAGCUAGAAUCUUUCUACAUUCAAAAGCUUUUCUAUAUUAUUGCAACCAUAAACAAGGGAUCCAUUGUCUGGCAGGAGGUUUUUGAUGAUAAAGUGAAGCUUGAGCCGGGCACAAUAGUUGAAAUGUGGAAAGACAGCGGGUAUCCUGAGGAACUCAGUAGAGUCACAGUGUCUGGCUUCCCUGUAAUCCUUUCUGCUCCUUGGUACAAUUAAUUAUGGACAAGAUUUGAGGAAAUACUAUAAAGUGGAACCUCCUGAUUUUGGUGGUACUCAGGAACAGAAACGACUUGUCAUUGGUGGAGAAGCUUGUCUAUGAGGAGAAUAUGUGGAUGCAACUAACCUCACUCCAAGAUUAUGGCCUCGGGCAAGUGCUGUUGGUGAGAGACUCUGGAGUUCCAAAGAUGUCAGAAAUAUGGAUGAUGCCUAUGACAGAGUGACAGGGCAACGCUGCAGAAUGGUCACACGUGGAAUAGCUGCACAACCUCUUUUUGCUGGAUAUUGUAACCAUGAGAACAUGUAAAAGUGCAGGCGGAUAAAGGCCAUAGCAGUCUGUACUACAAUCAACUUCAUUUUGAAAUCAUAUAAAUUCAGAUAUUAGACUGUUUUUUGAAUAAAAUAUUUUUAUUGAUUGAA